Messenger RNA from Aspergillus calidoustus, 1230 nucleotides. Lineage: Eukaryota; Fungi; Ascomycota; Eurotiomycetes; Eurotiales; Aspergillaceae. The record is from the annotation of a GenBank genome assembly.
AUGAACAUGGCCAACCUCAUGGUUCUUCGUGGUCUCGUUGCGCAAAAGAACACCAAAAAGCCGCAGUACAUCCGGGUCACUAUAUCCACGGCGGACAUCAACACAAAUGUGGCUGAGCUCACUUGGCAGAACGUCCUCAACGAUGGCACAGCAGACGAGCCGUUUGCAAGUGCCAACAUCUAUUAUGGUGACUCGUCCGAAUGGCUCAAGUCAUGGAUCCCCAGCACGCACUUGGUCCAGGGCCGAAUCGAAGCCCUCGAAAGCCUCGCUGAGAAGGGCAUAGCGAACCGCUUCAACCACAACAUGGCAUACCUUCUCUUUGCCAACAAUCUCGUGGACUACGCGGAAAAAUACCGUGGAAUGCAGUCCGUCGUACUGCACGAGCUGGAGGCCUUUGCCGACAUCAAGCUUACAACCGAGAAGAGCGGUACCUGGACCAUCCCGCCCUACUUUAUCGACAGUGUUGCGCAUCUGGCAGGAUUCAUCAUGAACGUAUCGGAUGCAAUAGAUACAAAGGCCAAUUACUGCGUCACCCCAGGCUGGAGAUCCCUACAGUUGGCCAAACCUCUCGUUGCGGGCGCCAAAUACCGUUCCUAUGUGAAGAUGAUCCAAAGCGACGAAGACCCUACUGUCUAUUUCGGCGAUGUUUACAUUAUGCAAGACGGCGUCAUAAUCGGCAUGUGCGGUGGUAUCCAGUUCCGCCGCUACCCCCGUAUCCUGCUGAACCGCUUCUUCACUGCCCCUGAGGAGGCCGGAGCAGUGUCGCAUGCUGCCGCGUCUGCAACGCCUGCACCCAAAGCAAAAGCACAGCUUCAGCUCCUGCCUGCGGCUGCAGCUCCUGCACCCGUGGCAAUUCCUGCAGUGGCUUCUUCGGUCCCCGCGUCAACUCCAGCCCCUACCCUGGUCCCAGCUCCGAACCCGAUCCCUGCAUCAGCUCCUGGAACCAUUGAGCAAAGCACCACCAGCACAUCAGCUGCUCCUGCAGAUGCAGGUGAGACAAACAGCGUUGCCGCCAAAGCUCUCGUCCUCAUCGCCAAAGAGGCCGCGCUCGAGCUGUCGGAUCUGACAGACGACGCCUCUUUCGCCAACCUCGGCGUCGACAGUCUGAUGAGUCUGGUCAUCUCAGAGAAAUUCCGAGAAGAGCUGGGCGUCACUGUUACGGGGAGUUUGUUCCUCGAGUAUCCGACCAUUGGAGACCUGAGAAGCUGGCUGUUGGAAUACUACAAUUAG